UAGAGUUGGACAUGUUGAUGAGUUUACGUAAUAUAAAUAUUAAUAGUAAUUUAAUGUUCUUGUUUUAUAGUUGUUUCUUUUAACAAAUUUCGAAAAUGAAUUAUACCUUUACUUUUAAUUUCUCCAUAUUGCUUUCAGCUGUAUUGUUUCUGACAGUCUGCAGUUGUUUAGACAAUAGUAACACUGAUAUAGAUUACGUGGUACGAGAACUUAAAGAAGGAAAGUCUCUAAAAGGCCCCAUAAACGAGCUGGAUGUUUAUUGUUAUCCUGCGGGAAGUAGGCUUUUGUAUGCUCUUUGGAAAAGUGUUUAUGUCGAGUUAAAAGUCAUCCCGGAUAACUAUUUACUUUUGCUAGCCGAGAACCAGAGUGAGGUGGUUAGAUUGUACAAAGAACAGCGGGGCAGUUGGCUACCUCUGUUACCAUGGCGACAAACUUUUAUCACUUUGCCUGCUUUCGAUUCUUACUGUUUUGGUAUAGCUACUAAAGACGAAUACGAACUCCAACUAUUUGUUCGAUAUGUGAAUUACUGGAGGGUUCUGCAGUUAGUAGGUGGACUGUUUGUCUUCUUCUCUGCACCAUCAUUCAGCAGGAAUGUAUUUUUCUUCUACGCAACAGGAGUGUCUUUUGGGGUCGUUGCUUCUCUUCUAAUUAUCGUUUUUGUUCUGAGCCGAUUUGUACCAAAGAAAGCUGGAGCCUAUACUGUCAUGCUUUUCGGAUGGUCCCUCGUACUCUAUAGUCUACAACUGGUCUGGGAUAACAUUCGUGACAUCACUCAGAAGUACCACGUUUUCUUGUUGGGUUACGUUACAGUUGCUAGUCUGAUUAGUUUUGCUGCCUGCUACAGGUACGGACCAGUGACUGAUUACAGGAGUUUAAACCUCAUUCAGUGGACGAUACAGUUGGUAGCUCUGAUGUCCAUCUUCUAUAGUUCUGAGCUAAGAGAAGCAAGCACGGCUAUUAUUAUUGUUGUUCUUGUUUUCUACAACAUUCCAAAAUCAUGGAUAGCCAAGCUAAAACGAUUUGGUUGGCGGCAUAAGUUUCCUCCCAAAGUGAAAUUAUUAACUGAAGCUGAAUACAUUCAACAAGCCAAUGAAGAGACACGGAAGGCUUUAGAAGCAUUACGUGCUUACUGUGAAAGUCCCAAUUGUAGUGCUUGGAAAUUAACCUGCAGACUGAAGGAUCCUGUCAGAUUUGCAAGAUUUAUUGAGGGCGAAUCUCAUCUAAGUGAUCAAGAAAUUUUGGAAUACGAUUCGGAUUCUUUUUAUGCUGGUCUCUCGGGAAUGAUCACUGAAGAUGAAGACAGCGAAGAAGAGCUUGUUUCAUAUUCUCCUAAUUGAUGACAUUUUAUUUAUCAUCAUUUGAUCAAAUUCUGGGAAUGUUGAAGUGAUGUAAAGUACAAUCAUUGAAAUGAAAAUAGAGAUCGUAGCAGUGACUUGAGCAAUUUUUUAACAAAGCAGUACUUUUACUAACCGGAUGUACUUACUUGGCUGAUCAAAAUAUGAACAUUUAAAUACUUUUCUUGAUGAUGAUUCUGCUGUAAUGCUUGUAACUUCAUAAUAUAUACAACUUUUAUUCAAUGAACAUAUGGAGAGACUCGUUUUAGCAAGAAUAGUAUGCUGUUUCUGUAUAUAAAGUAACUUUUCUUUUGUGCCAUUGAAUGUUUAUCAUAGAAGUCCUUCAACAUUCAUAGAGGCAUUCACAUUUUUUGGGCUUUGAUGAAAUGUUUUUGUUUGUUUUCUAUGUGCUUCUUCAUUUCUAUAAUUACUUGUAAUCCUUAAUUAAUUUCGAAUUUUUUUAUACAAGGUUGGUAAUAUUAUUCUAUCAUGCUUUUGUUUGUACUAGAACAUAGAAGUGCAUGAGGUUUACUGUGAAGUUUACCCAAAAUUAUUCAUUAAAAAAAUAAAAUGCCAUUAAUCAAAAAGUAGGAAAGUAAAGAUGCCAAAACUUUGUAUAAUUGUAACUAAUAGAUUUGAGGUUCUUGUCAGUCUAGCCAACGAUAACUAAAUGUCCAAAGAGGAGAAAUCAAGAUGUGUGAAAUACACCAUGCCAAGUUUGAAAAUUUAUGCGAGUGUUCUAUCACUAUGACCUCUGCCUUAGUUGCAAUGGUGGCCACAUGGAGGUGUGACUGUUUGUACGACAACUUGACAUUGUU
Limulus polyphemus (Atlantic horseshoe crab) is the source of this 2152-nucleotide messenger RNA. It is a transcript of the gene Nemp, whose product is annotated as nuclear envelope integral membrane protein 1-like. Bases 96 to 1337 code for a protein of 413 amino acids. Gene Ontology annotation, cellular component: nuclear envelope. The record is from RefSeq and is a predicted model, not a curated record. The transcript is spliced from 9 exons. NCBI's taxonomy places the organism in Eukaryota, Metazoa, Arthropoda, Merostomata, Xiphosura, Limulidae.